GAUUCGUAACCUAUUAACCUAACAUGCGUACACGGUAGCGUAUCAGGUGGCUAUCAAUCAGCGCUGAUAACAGCAAUUUCCGCUAACAUUGUUUGAUUGUUAAUGUUUUGUACGGGUAAUAGGAUAUUUUACACAGUAUACACUUUAAGCUACUUCGAUUAGCCUAUAUAACCAUUCUCUGUUUGCAGGGCUGUUUUUGGAGUAGAAGACUUGAUUGUCAUGUUUGGAAAAUCAAUAGUUGCUCCUAUUACUAAGCAUCUGUUUAUUGCUAUAAUUCCCACGUACUCAUUAGGUCAAUCACUAGCUGACCUGAAAUUAUAGCGUUUUUUUGCUCUUUUUACAAAAACAUAAUUUUGAGAAAGUGGUAAUUUUUAAAGGGUUAAAUUAUUGGUACUCGCAAUGAGAAGGAGACCAAAGAGAAUGAUGUAGCUGGAAACAGAGUAUUAAAAGAAUCUUUUACGAGUUAUUUGUGAUGAAUUGGACUUUUGCUACGUUGGCAUGAUCCUUUCUUUCGAGAACAACUAUUAUAGUGAAAUUUGGAAGAAUUUUUGUUUUGGAGGACAAGACUCUAAUUCACAAUGACAAUGACACGCACCUACCACGGAGUUAGCUAAGGCCCAUGGAACUGGCUCAUGUCCUAGCAGGAAGAUACUCGACAAAAAUUCUCUCAAUACUAGUCGUUGGUUUCAGUUUCCAUAUGUUGUAUUCACAUACAGUUAUACAUACACGACUUACACUUUCAUUAAGAAACGAUAUUACUAGUGCAAACACGUCUGGUACAGAGUUAUGCUGAAUUUUAACUGAUCAGUGUUAGGUGCAUCUGAAUACAUCUUUGAACUGAAUGAAGGACUCUGGAUCUUGAAAAUGAAAAUUCUUGAUUACUCAUAGAAAAAAUCUUAUAAAUCCUCAAAGAUUCAUAAAUAUAGAUUUAAAAUAUAGACGAUAUUCUCUAUCUCUAAGAAAUGGUCAUUUUACGCAUUUUUUAUGUUUUUAGCUUCUGAAAUAACCUUUUUUUAUGCUGAUGAAAUAACUCACGUACUUCAAGCAUUCGUUUGCGUAGAUCUGUUGAGCUGAAAUUAUUUUGCCAGUAGCUAUUGUAGUUCAUAGAUCGUAGAUAAUAUUCUUCUUUUGUGGGUUACUCUUAGUCUUGAGCUACAAUUGCUGCCCUUCCUUAACUAAGCUUCCGUGUCUUUGAAGGUUCGUGAAUGUUUGAGCACUCCACUCCUAAUUUGAAUAACACCUCACUGAAGAUUCGAAUGAAUGACUUUUUACAAGAGAUUCCUUUUGCACAAUACUACAACUGAUGAUUAAUAGCAAAUGUAUUCUACGUUUCCUCUAACUUCUGCCCUAAAUUUCGGUUGUAGCCCGGUGCGUAUUGCUUUCUGCGUGUCCACGUUACGUUUAUUGUGAGAGUAGUACAAUCAUAUUGGAGCCGUGACUAGGAUUACACGGUAUUCGCUAAUAUAUUAUGGCAUCUCUACCAUUUACAAUCAUACGAUACUAUCAAUCAGGAGUAUUACUAUGAAAUUCCAGCACUGAUAUAGACUAGAAUAUUAACAAGUCCUUGUUACUUGGUGAAAUCAUGUCUAAUACAUCGUCAUAUGGCAGACGUAAGUUAUUAAUAGGUUAUUAACUCCAAAGUAAGAAAAUGAUUUUAGAUUUAGAUAUAUUUUAUACAUCUCAAAGAUGUGUACCGAGGAAUGGUUCGUAUAUCGGGCAAGCUUUAUAGUAAGAUUUGAUUAUGGUAAAACUAAUAGUGUGAAGGACUUUCGAGACUUAUAAGAAUGAAGACUACUAUCACCUACAGUGUGGUGUCCAUGUACCACGUUAUACUGUUUUUCUUUCCCGCGUGAAAAUUAUAGAAAUUCUAAUGAAACCUAAAAUAAAACAGGUUUUAUGGUAAACCCGUUGUUUGUCAAUUUGAUAUCUAACUCCCAUUUUGUAACUGCUCUCAUCGUAUGGAAAGGCUGCUCGAAAACGCUACUGAGCAUGUGCGCAAUCUGUCACGCGUGUGUUUAUAUGCCAGCCAGGAGAAGACGAACCUCCCUCGUUCUCGUUCCGGACUGUUCGCGUAACCUCCGCCAUAACGCCAUUCAUAUGGCCGUUUUCCCUGCAUCAUCGUGGUGCUGUCACAUUUUCUUUUAAACUGCUGGAAAGUGCUGGAAGACGGCGGUACACCCGCUGCAAAAACCCGAAACCAAAAAUCCGAGAGGUUUAGAUCAAUUGAAGCGUUCCUACACAGUGAAACAGGGCGGAUGAAAGGCAUCCAGUUUUAGUGUCAUUUAGUGAUAAGCAAACACACAGUGGUCGCAUCGCAAAGAAAGGUAAACAGUGUUGCAAUAUCCAACGCAGUAAAGGCAGCAAGACGACCCCACGCAAUAAACUCUGGACAUCGCGGCGGCCUGAGGUAGCGGCGAGGGGUUUUGCGAUUAUGAACCACCGAAAGGGUCUGCAACUUGAACGGUUUCCAACGCAGCAGCAGGAAUCGCAGCAGAGGCAGCCAGGCCGCAGACAGGAACCGAGCGUAGUAGUUAGUACGGCAGUAGCUGCGUGCUAGUGCGAUGGUGCUCAGCACGGAGUGGUCCCAGGUGGAGAUAAUCGAUCUAAUCAAUGAUGGUAACGGGCUCGGGUUCAUGCUGGUCGGAGGUCGCAGUACGGGCGUGGUGAUAAAGGCACUCAUACCCGGCUCGGUGGCCGAGCGGGACGGUCGUCUACAGAGCGGUGACCACGUGCUGCAGAUCGGCGACGUUAAUCUGCGCGGGUUCAGCUCGGAACAGGUGGCCACCGUAUUGCGCCAGUCGGGCCAGCAGGUGCGCCUGAUUGUGGCCCGACCGGUCGAACCGACCUCGCCCGACUAUCAAGCCCUCGCCAGCCAUGCACCGAUCAUCCCGACCAAGAUGCUUACCGAUCCGGACGAGCUUGACCGGACGCUGCUCCAAACCGCCGGCUAUACGUCCGGGGCGUUCCUGCAGCCGAGUGGUACACUGGCACCGGCCGCGCUUGGAUUGUUGGCUGCAACAACCACAACUCCCACCGGUGACCCAGCGGCCGGUGGUGUCCUCUGCCCAACGCACAUCGAAGUCGUCGCCGUCAAUAACAGUCUCAACAGCAACGGUACGGUUGGUUCGCUGGAGUCAACGAACGGUGGCACGAUGGCACUUAUUUCACCCACCUCCAUCGCGCUGCCCGCAUUGCCACCACACCAGCUUCACUGUCAAGCGAUAUCCACCAUCACCUCGCUAUUGGCAGAUAAUGGUGGCGAAAGUGUGAUGGGUGAAUUGCUCGGGACACCACAGUCACCACAGUAUAGCGAACUGGAUGGUGUACCGCCCGACACACCCGAGACGGAAACGUACGAGGUGGAGCUGCGAAAGAAUGUGUACGGACUAGGUAUUACCGUCGCCGGGUACGUCUGCGAGGAGGAGGACCUAUCCGGGAUCUUUGUCAAGAGUAUCAUCGAGGGUAGUGCGGCGGAGAUGAGUGGCAAGAUAGCGAUUAACGAUCGGAUCGUCGCCGUUGACAAUCGCUCGCUGGCGGGCGUUACCAACCAUCAGGCGGUCGAGAUUCUGCGCAACACCGAUAUUGCGGUGCGGCUAACACUGGAGCGGUUUCUUCGUGGACGAAAGUACGAACAUCUGCAGGUCGCACUCAUCGAUCCGAUGGUACCGACGACUACCGCACAGUGUAAUGCGACAGCAAACGUGCCAGCUUCCUGUCAUGCGCCCGGUGAAAGAGGACGCAGCAAUGGAACGAUACAUACAACGUCACAUCCCAGCAGAGUCGGUAGUGGUGGUGAUCUGGUAGGGAUGGUACUGUCGCACUCUCAGACACUCUCCCAUUGUGCGUCCCAAUGUCAAUCGCAGCGCUGUUCGAUCGUGCAGUCACCAUCGGCGACGACUCUCUCGAUCUGUCCUGCCCGGUCGGAUGCCGACUCCAUACUGACCGAGUGCGGUGGGUACGAGUGCGGUGGUAUUGAGCCAGAGCUCGAAUCGGGCACAACGUUUGACUCGAGUGUGUUUGCACUGGAGAACGGUACCGAGGCACCACCGUCUGACGGUGACGAACUGCUGCCCGAUGCGGACGACACACUGGACGGUGUCGAAGACGAACACCGUGUACUGUACGCGAAUGGGUCGGUACUGGCUAUGGUAGUGUCAGCUACCACGCCACUAACAACCGCCGACAGUGACAGCUGUGAUACACGAACGGCACGGGGCCGUAACGACGGUGCAGAACCGGAUCCGGUGGUGCAGCGAUGGUCACGCGAAGUCCCCCACAGCCAAAUCGUGGUUGCCGACAUCCGCAAACUAGCCGGACUGGGCAUUAGUCUCGAAGGUACGGUUGAGGUCGAGGGUGGUGUAGAGGUGCGUCCCCAUCACUACAUCCGCUCAAUCCUGGAGGAUGGGCCGGUCGGACGGGACGGUCAACUAAAGCCGGGUGACGAGCUGCUGCAGGUCAAUGAACACCGGCUCCAGGGCUUGAAGCACAUCGAGGUGGUGAAGAUACUGAAGGAGCUACCGGCACAGGUGCGCGUAAUAUGUGCACGCGGCAGCUCACCCCCCACUGUGAUCAAUACGUCGCGUAAUGCGGAAGCGUUCGAGGCGCGCAGCAUACUGGCGGGCGGUUUGCAAAGCCUCCAGAGCCUGCAGGGUAUCCUAACGAAGGCCCAGUCGGAAAGUUCGCUCUACACGUCCAGCACGGCAACCCUCACCGAUCAGCAGCGUUCGAAGUCGGUGGAGCAGGUGUCCGGGUUGGCACUGUGGACAAACGAGGUGCUCUACUGUGACAUCGAGAAGACGGAGCGUGGCUUCGGUUUUUCGAUACUCGACUAUCAGGAUCCGCUCGACACUGACGGUACGGUGAUUGUGGUGCGCGGUCUCAUCCCGGGCGGUUCGGCCGAAACGACCAACUUCAUCUUUCCCGGCGAUCGGCUCGUAUCGGUCAAUGGGCACAGCCUGCAGAACGCUACGCUAGAUCAGGCGGUCAGCAUACUCAAGGGUAUACCGCUCGGACCGGCCAGGAUCGGUUUGUGCCGGCCACUGUCGACGUCCGACAACAAUCUGUCCUCCACACCGGAAACACCUACCACCUAGCCAGCCCGGUAGCGAAUACCGCACAAACAUUGCCCAACGCUCUCCUCAAUAUUCUUCCAAUGAUCACGUACAGGAGGUGCAAGCAGUCAGGUAGAAGCCAGUAUGUGUAGGGCGGAUGUGUUUCAAAAUGUUCAAUCAAGCGAGUGCCUAAGAGUUUGCCUUUAUCUCAACCAUAACCCUUUAUCCCUUCGCAUAAACCGCAAUCGCACAUUUGCUCCAGUUAUUUCGUGUGUCCACCUUCUGCGAACGGAUGUGCCCCUUUAUGGAUGCUAAUUUAUGUCUCCAUCAAUAUUCAUUUCCCACCCUUGCUUACUGAUGUCGGUUUGAUUGGUAUGAUUUAUGCGAGUAGCGUCACGACUUUUACACCGAGUGGAAUUUUACAUUCCAUGGCAUGGAACAUCUUCCAGCAGUGCUGGUACGGGUUGUUUGAAGGUCGUGUGUACUCUAUUUUCAAGUCCCUACCAAAGAAUAUAGCUGCAAAGACGGUCCCGGGACGAACAACGUUCAGGCGAACGUUACGAAUUUUCCUGUUCUUAAAGGACAAUGUCGUAAAAUAAUCGAAGUACAAGCUACCGUUUCACACGCUGUCUGCCUGAGUUAGUUUUGUCCGCUCGGUCAAAACUUGUGCAAAACAGAAACCUUCACAUUACCAAAAUGUCGAUUGUCUGCCUGUGUCCACAAGGACGCUCGAUUAUAAAUCAAGUGGAAGGGCUUCACUUUUACUUCGGCCGAUAUUGUCUUUUCGAGCGCAAUAAUUUGUUGACAUUAGUGGAUGGGGGAUGGGAGUGAGAAAUACAUAAUACCAAAAAAAAAUUAUCAACAACCUUUCAUACCGGUGACCCAUGUCGGGGGCAAUGAUUAUUUUGGCGAGUAGAAGGUACAAACGGGGCGGAUACCAUCGUUUCUACUGCACCUAGCCCGCAAACCGUUGACCGAGGAGGUCAUUAAUUUAAGCGGUAUUAAAUUUACAGUCCGUAUCUUUUGGGCCGGCUGAAGCGUCAGUAUGACAUCCGGACGUCCGGGUUUUUUGGGGCGAUAAAUCGAACCGUCGCAAUACACGUCGCUGUCGCAGCUAGAAAGCUUUCAUACCGUAAAAGUUUACUCUCCUGUCUAGUACGACUGGGGAAGCAUCCAGCAGUAACAGUUUACUAGAUUGUUUUGCACCAGCAGUGGAAAAUGAAAUUCAAUUAUCAUCUAAUGUCAACAAUAAAUAACCCUCACUAUGCUAGCGACGCGCUUUCACCUUGCCGGCAUUGCAGCGCGUACCGGUCGCUCACCCAAUGGUUCAUUAGUGAUACUGUCAAAUGAUUUGGAAGGCGGUAAGGUUUAGCCCAAAACUAUUGUACAACCGUUUUGUGCUUCUACACCGAACCCUUUCUCCACUAGCUGGGGGUUAGGUGUGUGUGUACACAGUGGAAUUCUACUAAAUCCUCUUAUCGGAAAAACCGUAUCUGCUGCAAACGGUGAGGACAGCUAUUGUGACGCGCUUUAAUGCCUCGGGUCAUCGAUGUAGAUAAACAUCAUGGACGGGGUUUUUGCGUUCAUCGCGUUCGUCGCGAAACUUGAGCCUUGAGGCUUUUGCGGCAAACUGUAUUAGAGAGAGCGGCACACACACCCACACACCCGUAGUACGUGUCCUGUCUUAUUAUCGGCGUCAUGCUAUCGUUGCAUUAACGCCACAAAACCCGGCAGCCCGCUCAAUCAUACUCCAUCCAUCAACCGGCGCUAUAGUGCUUCACCGUGCCCCCGUGUCUGUCAAUUCUUCCGUUCCCUUCACAUUCUUCGGGUGGUGUCGGAUGACACCUUCAUUGGGAGAACGAUGAGUGAUGAGCGUGUGGCACUGGUGAGGAAAUUAGAUAGGGAUGAAGAUAGUGGUUCUGAUUCUUUGCGAAAAACUUCCUGACAGCUUCCGCACCGUACACGGUCAAGCUUCCGGGUUGUGCAUGUCAUCAGCCUACAACUAGCUUUUCCUUUUUGCCACUUCCCCUUCCCCUUCCACCAAUUUUCCCCUAGCAUUAUCCCCUAGCUUCUAUGAACAUAAGCAUACAAACAUCAGCAGCUUCACUGCGGAUGGGUAGUAAAUUAAGUCAUAUUGCACGUACUUGUACGCCUCCAGUCGAGUGGUCGGGUUGAGCUUUUACUUUACAUCUGGCUGACGCUGUGAUGAAGCGUUUCCGCCCCAUUUUCCCCCUAUCAGCUCGACGCUGAUCGAUGAGUGUUCUCGAGGUGACGGAAAUUCGUUACGCAAAAAAAACACACACACAACGCCGGUGUGUUUGGACUUGCGUGGUUGCAUAACGUGCUCAAGAAUGGCAGCGUUCGACGUGCUGAAGAUUGCACAACCGUGCGCUACUCGAAACGGAACGAGGCAUCCAGCCUUGGAGCACCGGAGUUGAGCACCGCUCUCUUACUGAGGAAGGUUGAAUUCCUGCUUAAGAAGCACUUGCUGUUCUUCCGUUAUCACUUUCCAUCACACGUCGCUAUCUACGUCUAAUCAACAAGAAUUCAUCACCAACAAAAAUAAAAUUCAUUUUCGAGAUUUUUUCUCAUCUUUAUAUUAAAAUGUACAUAAAAAACCAUCUUUGAAUUAGUACGAGUACUAAUGCCAACAAAGUGUGUGUCAUUUGACAGCUGAGCAGUGGCUUACAAAGCGCAAAAUUAUAUCGCAUGCAUGCAUAUUUUCAUAGUCUCCCGGUAGAUUCGCUCACACGCGUCUCCCGUGCGUAUUACAGCACACGCACACACACAUGAAAAUGAGAAAACUGGUUACUAACAGUCAGGAAGUGGUGUGUGCAUAAAUUCCUCGGUGAUUUCCGUUGCGUGCGGAAGAGGUGAGCAGAAUAUUCCUCCGCCCAUCUCGCUUUUCAACCAUGUCCAGUCUUACCCCUUUGACUCAGGGAUGGAAUUGGUUCGGUAAUAAUACUGGGACCCAUGAAAUGAAACCGGUACGAAAGAAGGGGAACCACGCUGUUCCGUCCCCUAAGCUAAACCAUCUACCCUGUGGAACCGUUUUCAGACCAUUAGUGGAAGUGAAAGUGUAGACCUUUUUCCUGCCUUACGCUUUAUCGGACUUUACCUACUCAUCGUACCCGUUCUCGGAUACUGUUUCCUCUAAGGUUGAGCAAAAACAAUACCAAAAACAAAAAAGUUACCCCUGUCUCUUUGCUCGAGAACAAACCGGGAAACCGACGCCUAAGAAUUCUCUGUCCCGGAACCUAUUCGUGCCGAGAGUGAAUAAAAAGGGUAUAUGCAUGAGGAUGAUUGGGACAAGGCAGAGUCAAACAAACUGCCCCAGUUGUUUCCACUUUGCCACCCACCUGUCGGGAGGGAAUCCGGCUUCGGAAUGAACGAAAACGCUAGUAUAGGCCGAUGGAACCCCGAUUCCAUUCCAGCGCCUGAAGUUAGGCAAUGUGGUUUACUUUGUUUGUGGGACGGGGAGGGAAAAAGUUGGCCAAACUUUGGCCAAACUCCCGGCCAAACUUGCGCUCAAAACCUGGUAAGCUCAUCAGUGUAAAUCUAUCCAGAUGACUGCCGACAAGCUGUUGUGCGCUUUGUCAACUGCACACACGCCACACGUUCGGAUGUCCGGAUGAGCGUUUGCUUACACACGGCUCCGCUUGGUGCUGUCAAUGAGGAUGGAUUUAUUUCACAGACAGUACUUAGACGCCACUAAUGCAAUAAGUUAUGAGGAAUUGUGCCGAUGACGGAAAGGAGUUGACAAAUGGCAGGAUGUCAUGGUACUUGGAUCAAUUUGUUUCGUUUUUCGAGCCGUUAGAGAUGAACACGCAACACUAUUUUAGGUGCGCCAGCUUAAGACGCGACCACUUAAAGCCAGUUCAAAUGUUUGUGACCCACUCCUCUCCCAUUGGCCUUCCUCGAGCAAGGAAGUUAUCUUAACUCCUGGGAAAUACCCCAAGGAAUCUCCAAAAGCUCCAAAAUUAGUUCCCUUUUUUAUGCUAACCAAAGUUCACCAGAGGAAUUAAAAAAAAAACACGGACAAAAGGGCCACCGGGAGCAAAUAAGCAAACAGUCACAAGUUGUGUCCCUUUUAGCCUGAAAGAGUCGAGGUACAUUGAAAGGUUUUCCUACACCUUCCUGCCGCUUGCCAGGAACAACAUCCGGAGGCGCUAGCUGUGGUAGUCUCUAGUCUGUAAACAAAUGUUAGCAACACUCUAUAGCACUUUCACAGCAUUGGUUUCAUGUGAUUCGGACUUUAAUAUCGCACGCAUUUUCUUGGUAAUUUUAAUGCAAGGCAUGUGCGACUGUUGUAAAAGGGAAGUUUGUGCUUGGUUGUGAUUCUGCAAGGAUAUCUACCCCCGCCUCAUAUGCAUAAGGUACGCGCUGGGAUAUCGCAUCGUUUCCGCUGUAUGGAAGAAACUUUACAACAACUUUUGGAAAGCAUACCUGGCGAUGCUUCGUCUACCACAUCCCCUUUGCAGGAAUGGACGUCACGUCAGGUCGCUCUGGAAGUAGAGGUCGUCUUUGGGUUCGCUAGAAGCGUGUGGUUUAGUGAUGUACUUGUUAUGAUGAGCAUGAAGCAUCAUCAUACUGGUAUUUGUUGUUUUUUCUUCUUCUCCGGAUCGCACACGCUGCUUCCGAAGGAUUAUUUAUGUCCACCAGUACGGACAUAUACAUCCCGGCAUGUCACCAAAUGGUGGGGAAUUGACAUAUUUAUUUAAUACACCAAAGUUUGGUGCUCCUGCGUAAAGAUGCGUAGCAAGAUGUAUAACGAUGGUAGAAAGGCAACACAGAGCACAAGAGCAUUACGCAACAGUUUACACUAACUUUUCAUUUUGGCGUUACCGGCAGACGUUACGGUACAGUGAUGUUGUCUUGUCGUUCCAAACCACGCCAGCUAAACUGUUAUUCUUGUUUUGUGCACGUUCUCGUUCGCAGUCGUUUAUUUGAAUUUUCGGGAGUUUCAGCCCUCGCCGCAGGCGUAGCCAUUCCGUUCGCACCGCAUCUGUCGUGCGUGUGCGUUCGCGUGCACCUAACCUUCUCCCCGAACGUCCGAUAUGGUGCCUCGAUACUUACGGUUCGUAAGCAACUUGUUGGACGUACGACGGAUCUGUUCCGCCUGCACGUACACCGGAAAACGCGAAGAGGACGGUAGUACAUGAACGCUACCAGGCAGCAAUUUUGCGGCAAAGUCAGCAUUUGUUCUGAAGCAAUAAAUUUUCCCGCCAGGCAGGCGCGAAUUUCAUGACCUCGUUUCGGACAGGGGCAACUCAGCCUAACGUGCUGCCCAACUGUACACGACCGCGAACGGAGGCUGAGGGUUUUUCUUUACAAACGAUCGAAUUGGCCAAGCUGUUCACAAUCGCAUUACACAAGAAUUUUAUUAUUUGGUAUAUCGCGCGGAAAGCAUCGAAGGGGAAAUUGGAUGCGUAAACCAAAUUGGAAGGGGCGGGGGGGCUUUGGUCCAUCCGUUUAAAUAAUUCCAUUAAAUCCAUUUAAAUAAAUAAUAAUCCAUUUAAAAUAGUUUUGCGACCCCAAACGCCAUCUUGAUUCGCGCACCAAGCUGUCGACGUGUUUUGUUUAAAGCUUCGCGUAUGUUUUUUUUGUUGUUGUGAACGUCUGUAACAGUAGUAAAUGUUGGCGUUUGCACACAAUUUGUUCGCCUGCUACCAGUUGUAUUGUAUCAAUUAUUUCGCAGCGCUUUUCGCACCGGAUGGAAUGAUUAGGAAAGCAAAGUAGGAACCAUUCCCGGGUGGAAUCUUUGCCGCAAGCUGCGAACAGAGCACCAGGGAUACAGUAGCAAUGGAAACAAAUACCCCAGCCUCCCUCUCCAAAAAAAAAUGAAACACACACACGUACUGUGUAUUAUGUUGUGAUGAAAUCCUACCAAUAGAUCGCCUUUUGUUUCAACGGUUGAAUACGGAGAAACAAACUCCCAUCCAAUAUGGCGCCUCGUUGGCUACCGGCGUUGACUAGUGAAGCUGAGCCUUUUGCUUCAACCGUCCGUGACAUAAUAUAAUCCCAAGCACACACACACACACACACUGUUACAUUUGCCCAUGCAGCACCGAAGAUAAAAAAGCUGCUUCAUCAUUUGCGGUGGAGGUGUUAAAAAAUUCAACAACCUCCCGAAAAAUGUACUAAAACACUACCACCCGACACACACAAACACCGUUGCCAGGAGCUCGAGAUGCUGACUGUAGCGAAAGAUAAGGAGACAGUAAGAACGGAAAAAAGACAGGUGGGGGAAAACACACAGACACAUAUACAAUACACUAUCAGCGCACAGCUUGUUCACCUUAGUGUGGGGAUUGGACUAGUAAAUCAACGCCACCUGAUCGUUGUGAGGUUAGCUUGGUACAAACUUUGUUGUGCUUUGUUGCCUAUUUUAGAUUUGAUGGGCAGGACGAAACAAUCGCGAAAUGCGUACCACAAGCACCACAUUUCCCGAGAGGUUUCGGCACGGCAAAACACCGUAACGUCCACUCCUUUGUUGUCCUUUUGUUGUUACGUACUUCAUGUGGUACCGUAAGGCACGAGUGUCCUGUCAGGUUCAGUGAAUUAAAAAAAAACACACAACACAACCAACGAGAAACGAUGAUGAAAACCCAGAACAAAAGCACACCAAUCCAUGACCAGCGCAAAUAGUAGUGUGUUUCGCAAACAAUCGUUUUGUGGUUAAGAUCGUUGUUUGUUUGUGUGGGUGUGUGUUUGUUUCUUUUUUUUAUUAUAACGCCACAUGGGCAGAGCUGCCCACACAGUACAGAAAAAACCCCUGCAGGGUACCAUACAUGACUUGGGAACAAUGGUCACGAUGGAUAAUCCACUCUGCAGCCGGUCUUGGUAAUGGAUGGGCAUGAUGGGCAGGAGCAGUACAAAGACUGAGUCACUCAUUUCAUGUAGCCGGAGGUUUUAAGCGAUGAAUAUCCGAUCCCGGGUGCACCAGGAUCCGGAUGUUUGCUGCGUCACGAGUUUCACGCUGAGUGAAAGCAUCCACAAUGCCUGCUGGGAAAUCCCUCCCCUCCCUUGUUUACUCUCUCUGAAACCGAAAAAAAACCUCUGGCAGCAAAGAGAUGUUUGUCUCCGGCACGUCCACUAGCUUAAUGUGAAAGACGAACGUCUGGGACCCAUUUUGGGGACCAAAAAACAGGUUACUGUCACUAUUUCGAACUAAAGUUUUAAUGCAGAUUGCUAUUGGUUGGAAGAAUCCAUCAAAUUGUGCCAUGUAUGCAUCUUUAAUUGAAUUGCAUGUGCAGUAUGAGCAAUUCUUAGUAAUUGUUAGGUUUUGUUCCUGUUUCCUACUCGCUGCCUUACUUUACUGACGUCAUUCAAGCGAAUCAGUUAGGAUGGCUAGAAAUAGGCAUUCCAAAUGCGCCUGUACCGGGAAAACAGCACCAGUUCCAUAUUACUCCCUGAUUGGAUUGGAAAACUGGUAACCGCUUGAAUUCACUCCUACACGUAUGUGAUCCAUUCGACUGUGAGCAGUGGUGGCACUCACUCCGAAAAAAAAACCGGAAAGAUGCAAAUUUUGUAUAAAAAUCCCGAACGUACCUUGUACGAACCAUGCUGCCUAACCACUGCUGGUCGACCGGAAAUACAACUCAGGACCUUCGAAUGGUAACGCCAGAAACGGUGGGCUAGAACGAGAGAGAAAGAAAGAGAGAGAGGAAACAUUGAAAAAAAAAAACAACAAAAUCCUAUCCCUGCUCACCGUACAUAAACGUACGCAAGUUAACGCAACCUAACGCAACCAAAAUGCGGAUUGCCGCGUUUCAGGCGUUUUUUUUAUUAUUUUUCUUCCUCGCUAUUUUCCUUUCCUUUGGCCUAUUUUUUCGGUGUUGAUAUUGAUCAAUCAGAAAGCAUCUGGUCGAUUUGCGGAAAAAAAAGAAACUAAAUGGAACCGCGGGAUGGAAACACAUUUCCACCAUCCCGCACGGUUUCGCACCCUUGCGUUGUCAAAAAGGUUUUAUAACAGUUUUUCUUUCUUUCUUUCUUUUUUUUUUGCCAAAUGUGUCCAAUGUCCGUUUGAUACCAAUUUCACCUGUCGGUGCUAUCGCAUAAAGUAAUCGAUACACGAGUUGUUUUGUUUUAUUUCCUAUUAUCAUCACGCGUUAUUGGUUUGUGUGCCAUUUGCAUUUUCCUGUCAUGCCAUUCGUUUGCACUUAAGUAAUGAACUCUAGGUCAUCGACAUACUAAGAAUAAUACUAUUAAAUGGAUUACGGUCUCUACGUAGCAACGGUUGGAUCAUCGCUAUGGGUUUUGGUUUUAUCUCGCUGGAAAUGACAUGUUUUUUUGGAUUUGCUUUGUGCAUUUCUUUUUAAACUUGAAAAUAAAAUACUACAGAACACUCAAACAUUUUGUUUGGACAUUCGGAACAGGAAUGAGUAUUUUUUAAUAGUGUUUAAAUGGGAAGUAACAUGAUUUCCCAAGGUUUCUGUUUAUAACGUCGUAUACGCGCAAACGGGUGCCAUAAAUUAUCCGCUCAGGCAUGAAAUCGAAAAUGGCUCCCACAAUACAAUUAUUCUCCUGCAGCGCACACCUUUUCUGCUCCAGCACGGAUGGUUGCCUUUUCCACCUCAUCGAAAUGAAAUUAUUUUCUUUUUCAUGAUUAUUUUUCUUCUCAUUUUGUUUUUUUUUGUACCAUUGAUAUUUUGUUGUCGACUCAGUUGUCUUGCUAAAUGCUUGCAAUUAACAUUUUUAUCGAUUUUUGUCCCAUAACCUGAUCCUUGACAUUCGCCGUAUAGCCGGAUAGAGGGUUAUGACGAAAACGGCGAUAGAAGGUCGAGAAUGUGGUGGUGGUAAAUGAUUUCUUACGGUUUAAUUCGAACCCAUUGACCUGGUUUUUGGAGUGUAUAUGAAGGUAUUCCGCACUGUAGUCAAGCUAUAUUAAAAUGGUUUUGCUGGCUUUUUUCCUACUUUUUUGUAAAAUACCCAGCUUGAUUGAACUUAUGAAACACACUGAAAGAACAAUAACAAAAGACCCUUUUCCUAAGGUUCUCGUAUUAAAUUACGAAAAAAAAAUGCAUAAAAACACUAAAUCAGGCACAUGAUAAAUAACAGACGAAAACAAAAACAUGGAAGCGUAGACGAGAAAAGGAAUGUAAGAUUAAAACUAAAAUGGUAAAACAAAUAAAUGCGUUAAAGAAAGAGAGAAAAAUAAAUAAAGAGAGACAGAGAGAAGUAAGAUAAAAAUUAAACAACACAAAAACAACCCACAUACAACGUUUUCCACCAUUCUAGGAAUAGUGAAACAAAUCCCCAUUUAAACGAGGCGUACUAGAUGUAAAAGCGUCCUUUUUCAUAAUAUCAUAUUUAUAUCUUCCUAAAAACGAGACUAGCAGCGGCCUUCGGCAAUAUAUAGAACAAAACAAAGCUAAAACAAGAAUUAAAGCUCCCUUGAAUGAUAGAAAGGAGCGGUAGAGAGAAAGAGAGAGAGAGAGAGAGAGAGAGAGAAAGAUAGAGAGAAAAAAAUAGAAGGAGCAGAAUUAAAUGAGAACGCAAAAGCGUGGUUUUGCUUUCUCAGCACGGGCACAAAAAUGGAAUGGUUCUGUAUUUCAUAGAUAUUUCUAUUAUCCCAAACUACACACUGUGACGAUCUAAGUAAGUAGGACUAAUUAAGAAUUGCAAGCUAAUCACGCCGAAGAGUGUAAGUAACUAUUUUAUCGAAAUUAUUAGGAAACGAAUAGAGCAGGAGCCGAAAGCAUGAUGUUACAUUAGACAAUGAGGGAGAGAGUUAAAAUCUCAAACACACAACAGGAAAACACACAAGACAGAACCCUGUUGAUGGUGUUGUAAAAGUUGACUAACAAGUCAUUAGCCAAGCCAAAGUAAGUAAUUUUCCAGUGCGAACGGCAUAACUUCAAACAUUAUGUCGUAUAUGGUUGCAUAACUUUUGGGGGCUUUUCGUUAACGAAACAAUCCCCAAGUAAGUAUGCAAUCCGUGAGCACGCAGCAUCUAUUUCACACUUGCAGCCGCUUUGAUAAUAGCGUGUUUGUCUGUUUUUACAAUGCCACUAGCUGACAUGUACUCAGUGUUAUUCCCCCUCCCAAGCACAACACAAAACGUACUAAUGUUUAGACAAAAGAAAAUAUACCAAAAACAGCAGCAAACGGUCUAGUGAUGGUUAGUUAGCACGGUGAAUAAACACACUUAGCAGCUCUGUUUCAGCCAAUGACGCACAUAGGAUAACGAACCAAGGUGUAUAUAUGUAUGUAUGCACAAAUUGUGCAUAGCGGCUUUUUAUGUUGUGAUUUCCGCAUGUAUGCAAAAUAACUAAUUCAGUUUAGGUUAGGUUAUAACGAAAACCCAUUCAAAAUUUACCUAAGGCACAAGCGUUAGUUAUAACACUGUAAAUGAUUGGGUUCCGGAUGUACCUAAUGGGUUGUUUUAUGUGACUAGAGAUUUGUUAUUUUUAUCACACACACUCCCACACAUUACAUUGCAGAUUUUGUACAAUAGUGCAUUAAUAGUAGACUGUCAAAUAUGAAGAUGAUUCUAAUUACACCAUAUUAUCCACAAUGGGCAUUAUGAAAUUCUGUUCAUCAUUUACUUAAUUUUGUUGUUUUUUAAUCAGCCCCACAAGUACUCGUACAUGGUAAAAGCAAAAUGGAUAGAAGUGUAUUUAUUUUGCUAAAAAAAAUCCACCACUGCAUGUGGGGGAGUAUGCGCCUGAAAGUAUGUUAUGGUGUUCCAAUGUUCGCCUAUCUAGGAGAUUGAGAUUGCCGGCUAGUCAGAACAAAAUAUAGUAAAAGAUGUCACGUACAUGAUGUAAAAUGAAACAAAACAGCAUUAUUGCAUACACCUUUCGGCGUUUUCAACUAGUCUGGUAAAUUAAUUUCAAAAGGUGUGGUAUACUUACGCCAACAAAUGUAAUCCCAAAGCUUUCGCGCUGAUUGAUCAUGUUUGCAAACUUUGCUUUUUGUACCUUUUCGUAAGCAGGUAAGAAUCAUGCGUUAUAUAUUUGACAGCAACAAUUGUCCGCUAACAAAUGGUAAUCAAAUAGACAGUGCGUUUUCCAAAAUAUCGAACAAUAUCAGCCGGUGAGUCCGUAGUGAGCUUGACGCUAAGUGAACUGUGGAACUGUAGUGGUGAUAGUUGAAUACACACAAACACGUGCAAAAUAAAUUAAGACGAGAUGACACGGUAGAAGCGACACAUUGAUCAUUAGGCGUUUAUCCUUUCUGCACCGGAACUAUCCUUUUUAAGAGCGGAAGCCUCCGUAUCGCUUCUGAUAAAUGUGGCAACCUGACACACACUAAUUCAGAGCAUGAAUUCGGAAACCAGUAAGCUAGUGCACAACACAACAAUCUUGUGAUAAUCAGUGAGUGUUCGUUAAUCUUUGUUUAUGAGCAGCGGGAAACGAUGCGUAGUAGUAAGGCUUAGGGCAGAUGGAAACGACUAAUCGACGAAACAAAAAAAAGUUACAUAAGCUUUUGGUAUUGCGUUAGUGUUAGUUUAUGCUUUUAAUUUCGUUGUUUAGAUAUAUAGAGAUCGCGUAUGUGUAUCGUUUGUUUGUAAGGGGGGGUUUUAAGAUUCACAAACGACGAUACUAGACUGCUGAUGUGAUGCUACUGUAUGUACUCUUAUCAACGCACCAACUCCUUUAAAUGUAUGGUCCACGCGGACACUAAGGUAGCACCAGAGAGAAAAGAAAAGCUCCAAGCAGCAUGGAAGAACGAUGGCGGGUGGAACCGGUUUGACAUAUCACAUCUAACUGAAGAAAAAGAAAUAAGUACUACACACAAAACAACAAAACAAACUCCCCUGUGACAGAGUGAGAGCAACAUCUGGGUGAAGAAAAUGGGAAGAAAAAACGUUAAAAAGUAACAUUUUUUCAAAUACUGCUCGCAGAAAAUAGGAACUAAUUCACCAGGCGGAAGAAAAAAGUAAACGCAGGUACUGUUUCCGCAUAGAUAUGCCUACAUAACAAUAAGUGGAAACUAUGAACCAAUUAAUCUUUAAAAAUAAACACAGUAUAGGAAGGCAAUGAAUACACUAACAAUCCCAAGCGAACCGAACAUCUUUUUGUCAGACCUUUUCCUUGAGUUAAAAUGAAUAAGCGAUAAGCAAAACAUGCCGUAUGGUAAAAAAAUAGGAAAAAAUAAUAAACCGUUUUAAACAUGACAGAAAAACUCAUAACAUUAAGCUUUUUAUUGGUACAAAUAGUUUUGCAUUACAAUGUAAAUUAUUAUAUGUUUGUACACUACAAACAGUGAGACAAGAAUUAUAGGCUUUUCCCUACUUCUGUAUCUUAUGUUUGUGAAUACGUAAAUAUGAAACACCACAGUAUAAACGCAACUGAAAACAAUUACUAAGAACCCAUUGUAAACUCAUGCUAGCGCGAACGAUGUGCGUUACUGUUGUCAUUGCCAGUCAAUAAUGUAGCUACAAAUGCUAAUUUUAUUAAAUUGUUUGUUAGUAAAAACAAAACAAAAAAUAAACAAAUCGCUAAACGAAUGAUACAAAUCAAAGUGGAACAAGUUGCUGUUACCAUCCCGCAGCUCAGUUAAAGAAGUGGCAGUAGCUCACAAGAUAUUCCUAAUAUUGAAAUCUUUUUUCAUAGUUUGUACAGUAAUAGACAAAAGACGACUGUUGGAUUUUCAGGAUUAAAAUGUUUCUGUGUAAAACAAACAAAUGAACAAAACGAAUAAGAUAUGAAAGGGGAAGAGUACAAUAAACAUGGAGAAGCAAAUACUAGAAAAUCUCGAUCGUUGCUUAGUUAGGAACCGUUUGUUUGUUUCUAAUUUUCUGUUUAUGUUUAGUUAUGUUUAAUGCAACGUUUUGCAAUGAAUAUAUAUAUAUCUAUAUACAAUGUUACUUCCUUUUCCUUCCACCCACCAACGGGCAGGUGGUAAGUGUGUCUGCGAUGUAACGAGCGAAAACAAAACACUAACCUCCAGUGCGUACUGCAUUGACAAGUUUUUAGCACCAAUACAUUCGAGAACCAAGUAGCAGUGGCCAGUACCAAUAGAAUGGUUGGGAGAUGAAUCAAUGAAAAAAACAAGUGUGGAAAACGAAACACAAAUAUAUCAUGUGCAUGCAUUACAUUACUAGACCACACUAUAAAAAGGAAGAAAAAGAAAAAAGAAAUAAGUCAAAAACGAACCAAAACUUCUUAAACAAAUCUUAAGACACUACAAGAAAACGUUAGAUAUAAAACAGAGUGAAAAACGUAACAAAAAACAAAAUAACACUCAAUCGCUUAAACAAUCGCGCACACAUACACAGAAGAGAAAAUAAAGUUGAUAAUAAGAGUUGAUAAUCACACGAUAGAUAAAACGUUAGCAUCUUUGAGGAAACAGAAAUGACCGAAAAAAGAAGAAAAGAAGGAGAGAAAGAAAGAGAGAGAGAGAGAAAGAGAGAAAGAGAAAUAGAAAACAGAGAAGAGAGCUAGAAACAGAAAGAGGAUGAUAAACAAUAAGGUUAGAAAGGCGGACAGUCUGUUAACACUUCAUUAUAUUCUAUUCAUCUCUAAUACCCCUCACAACACCGAACACAACGAUGUACACCUCUCUUUCUCUUUCGCUCUAUGAUAUAUUGCAUAUACAUACUUAAACACGAGUACACAGUUCACGUAUAUUCCCACACACCGAGAUGAUGUAACACUUGCACAUUAUAUCCCCCCCCCCUCCCCCCUCCCUCCACUCCACAAACUAAAAACAGCAUCAGCAGCAACAACAAACACACACAAAACCAAGCAAAAUAAAAAGACAACCAACCAAUUCUAUGCGCAAUUUUGUCCUAAAACACGUCAUGAAUGUGUGCGGCUUAAGAUGGGGCGCAUGUGGAAAAAUUAUAAAAAUAGAGAAAAAUAAGAAUUUAAUUAAAUGGAUCAAAACAAAUCAGAAUGAAA
Molecule: messenger RNA, 18904 nt
Organism: Anopheles funestus (African malaria mosquito)
Lineage: Eukaryota; Metazoa; Arthropoda; Insecta; Diptera; Culicidae
Product: patj homolog
Exons: 3
Coding region: 2562-5093 (843 amino acids)
Molecular function (GO): protein binding
Source: RefSeq, a predicted model, not a curated record